UAUGGAUAUUUCUGAUCCAGUACUAGAAAAGGAUUGUUCACUCUAUCGCUAUUCAAAAAAUUAUAAAGGAAUCCGUACCGGAAAUACAAUUAGUAUUAAAUUUCUUAAAAGACAUUUUAGAGCAUUUAAGGUAAAAAUUUACAAAAAUAUUGAAUUUGAUUCAAUUCUUGGUGAGAAACAAGCAAGAAAUGUCUACAAAAAUCAGAUAUUUGAAAUAGAUUAUGGAAAUUUGGAAGGAAAAUUUUGUAUAUCCAACUCAGAUUGGCAAAUACCAUUUAGAGGAUAUUCAACAAAUAAGAAAUAUAGAUGGAGAUUACAACAGCAAAUUAUAGAAGCCAACAGAGCUAAAUGGUUAAAUGAUGAAAGCUAUACUGUAUCAUUCAUUGACAACAUUAUUGAUGAUCAUCAUAUUGAUGAGUCAACAGCAAUUAGAGAAAAAGUUGCGUUAUAUUGCAAUUGA
Messenger RNA from Dimorphilus gyrociliatus, 460 nucleotides. The record is from the annotation of a GenBank genome assembly. Lineage: Eukaryota; Metazoa; Annelida; Polychaeta; Dinophilidae.